Messenger RNA from Macrosiphum euphorbiae (potato aphid), 282 nucleotides. The record is from the annotation of a GenBank genome assembly. Lineage: Eukaryota; Metazoa; Arthropoda; Insecta; Hemiptera; Aphididae.
AUGAUAAAAAUUGAAAAGGACAAUCCAACAUUACUAAAAUACAAAACCAGUUACAAAGAUAACGAUUUCAAAAUAAUUGACAUAAGAAGAAAAUGCAGAAAAUCAUUAGUUGAUUUAAAAUUAUUUAACCUUAACUCUGACAUUAAAAUAUCUCUUGAAAAAAAAAAAGAUUUGGUAUCAUUAUGUCAUUCCAAUGCAAUCCCAAAGACCCACUGGUCCUUCUAUGAAACACUAGAAGCUGAAGUUAAAGCAAAAAAUACUGAAGCUGAUGAAAGCGAUUAA